AUGACUGUCCUUAACCUGACCCCGCUACCGGCGGACGAGAUCUUCGCUCUCAACCGCGAAUACGCCAACGACACUUUCCCCGACAAAGUCAGUCUCGGUGUCGGUGUCUACCGCACUGACGAUGGCAAGCCCUGGCCAUUGCCCUCCGUCCGCAAGGCCGAGCAGCAAUUGCUCGCCGAAGACAGCCCCUUCCGCCACGAAUACACCGCGAUUGAAGGCGACAUCCCGUUCCUCGAGCUGGCUCGGGACCUGAUGUUCGGCUUCGACUCCAAAAACCUCUGCGAGGAGCACAAGGCCCUGAAAGGUCGCAUUGGCUCCGUCCAGUCCGUCGCCGGCACUGGCGCCAACCAUUUGGGCGCUCUCUUCCUCGCUCACAAGAUGAAGCCCAAGACCGUCUGGCUCUCCGACCCCUCCUGGGCCAACCAUGUCACCAUUUGGGACCUCGUCGGCGUCCCCCGCAAGACCUACCCCUACUACAAGCCCGAGACCCGCUCUUUCGACUUCGAGGGCAUGAUGUCCACCCUUGAAUCCGACGCCCAGGAAGGCGACGUGAUUCUUCUGCAUGCCUGCGCGCACAACCCCACCGGUCUCGACCCCUCCAAGGAGCAAUGGAAGGCCAUUGCCGAGAUCUGUGAGCGUAAGAAGAUCUUCCCCUUCUUCGACUCCGCCUACCAAGGUUUUGCCUCCGGAUCCGCCGAUGAGGACGCCUGGGCCGUGCGCUACUUCCUCAACGAGAAGCCACAGAUGGAAAUGUGUGUUGCGCAGUCCUUCUCCAAGAACUUCGGUCUUUAUGGCCAGCGUGUCGGCGCUUUCCAUUACGUCGUCGCAGAGGGAUCCCAGAACCUCCGCGAUCUUGUCGUCAACAACCUCUGCCACUUCAUUCGCGGCGAGUUCUCCAUGGGUCCUACUGGCGGUUGCUCCAUCGUCAAGAAGGUCUUGACGAACGAUGCCCUCACCACGCAAUGGCACGAUGAUCUCAAGGUCAUGAGCUCCCGUAUCAAGGCCAUGCGCGCUGCCCUGUACGAUGAGCUCGUCAGACUUGAGACCCCCGGAACUUGGAAGCACAUCGUUGAACAGAAUGGCAUGUUCUCCUACACUGGCCUCACCCCGACCCAAGUCCAAGCCCUGAAGGAGAAGUACCACGUCUACCUCAUCAAAUCCGGCAGAGCUUCUAUCAGCGGCUUGAGCCAGAAGAACGUCGCCUAUGUCGCGAAAGCUUUCGACGACAUUGUCCGCAACGUCAAAUAA
Aspergillus niger is the source of this 1248-nucleotide messenger RNA. RefSeq lists its product as uncharacterized. Gene Ontology annotation, molecular function: L-aspartate:2-oxoglutarate transaminase activity; pyridoxal phosphate binding. Gene Ontology annotation, biological process: L-aspartate biosynthetic process. Bases 1 to 1248 code for a protein of 415 amino acids. The record is from RefSeq and is a predicted model, not a curated record. NCBI's taxonomy places the organism in Eukaryota, Fungi, Ascomycota, Eurotiomycetes, Eurotiales, Aspergillaceae. Gene Ontology annotation, cellular component: cytosol. The transcript has 3 exons.